Messenger RNA from Morchella importuna, 1215 nucleotides. RefSeq lists its product as uncharacterized. Gene Ontology annotation, molecular function: double-stranded DNA binding; RNA binding. The record is from RefSeq and is a predicted model, not a curated record. Gene Ontology annotation, cellular component: transcription export complex 2. Bases 1 to 1215 code for a protein of 404 amino acids. The transcript is spliced from 4 exons. NCBI's taxonomy places the organism in Eukaryota, Fungi, Ascomycota, Pezizomycetes, Pezizales, Morchellaceae. Gene Ontology annotation, biological process: post-transcriptional tethering of RNA polymerase II gene DNA at nuclear periphery; transcription elongation by RNA polymerase II; poly(A)+ mRNA export from nucleus.
AUGUCAGCUCUCUACAAACAAUUCCGCCUUGCCCUCAAAACGCAGAACGGCCAUGCCCUCGGUGCCGUUUUCUCCCCGCGUAACGCCGAUAUAUCCUCCUUCGCCUUCUCGACAAACCAUGCGAAUGUGCGCCGCGACAUCGAGUAUGAGCUCUCACAGCUGCCAGCAAAGUCCCGUCCUGCCUGGGUCGAGGCAUUUAUAGGACUGUGGAAGGUCGCGUAUACGCUGGAACGCGACGAGGAGCCUGGCGCUUGGGCGAGGGCGUAUGAGGGCCAGAAGGAGACCAUGUUGGCUGUUGUGAGAGGGUACCAGAAUGCUAGCUGGCCGCAUUGGACUCUGCCUGUUAUGUACACAGCGUGUAAAUAUUUGAGGACGAUUGCGAUGAAGGCGGAUGAGGAGGGGAAGACGGGGUGUUUGGAGGACGCAGCGAGAAUCGUAAAUAGGGCGUUUACGGUAUGCAUCAGUGAUCGAGCGCCGCUAGAGGAGUCCCGAAAAUGGGGGACAUACUACAUCGUCAACCUCCUGUUCAAAACAUACUUCAAGCUUAACGCCAUAACACUCAGCAAGAAUAUCCUCCGCGCACUAGCCGCCACAACCGCAGAUAUGCCGCCACUGAGCGCGUUCCCCAAGGCGCACCAGGUUACAUUCAAGUACUACGUCGGUGUCAUUUACUUCCUGGAAGAAAACUACGCCCUUGCCGGAGAGAACCUCAUGGACGCGUGGAAGCUUUGCCAUCCGGACGCUACAAGGAACCAAGAAUUAAUCCUAACCUACCUAAUCCCCACCAAGCUCUGCACGACACAUACUCUCCCCACUGCCGCACUCCUCUCCCGCUACCCCCGCUUACACGCACUCUUCGCCCCCCUCUGUACAACAAUUAAGUCCGGCAAUCUCAUCGCGUUCGACGCUGCCAUGGCUGCGGGCGAACAAGAGUUCGUCAAGCGCCGUAUCUUCCUAACACUGGAACGCGGAAGAGAGAUCGCGAUGAGGAACCUGUUCCGCAAGGUGUAUUUGUACUGCGAUAAAAGUACGAGGAUACCAGUGAGGACGUUCCAGGCAGCGAUGGGCAGUGGGAAGGUCGAGGUUGAGGGCGAGGAGGUGGAGUGCCUGAUUGCGGGGCUGAUAUAUAAGGGCCUGGUGAAGGGGUAUAUCAGUAGGGAGAAGCAGAUGGUCGUUUUGAGUGGGACUAUGGCGUUUCCGGGAACCGGAGUCUAG